UUUUUUUUUUUUCCUCCUCAUUCAAAUCCAAUCUUUCUGUGCAAAACUUGAGCAGCUGAUAUUUGGUAUCCACUAUAGAGCUACUUCAUAUUCCGUUGAUAAAGGUGGCUGGUAUCAUACGUUCUUUUAUUUAUUGAGCGUUCAUGAAAUCAAUAAAUGAAUCUCGAAAAAGAUGCCCAGCUGUCUUUGGGUUAUUCUGAUGAAGCCCAUCGAGCCUCCUGGGCAAUGCCAUUGACGGGAGUGUCUAAACUAUGCAACUUGUCGCCAGUUGAUCCCUCGAACGAUGCUAGAGCCGAAUAUUCAGAGUUAGAUGGUCACUAUGUCCCAAGCGGAUCAUAUUCUACGCCAAUAGAAUCCAGCCGUGUGAAACCAGAUCGAUCGACGUCGCAUAAUGCAAAAGUAAAUGAACAAGAACGUCAACAGUUUCUGCGAGAACUUGAUGAAGCUAGAAAGGAGCUCGACAGACUUCGACAAAGCAUGACCGGUUUAACGAAACAGAUGAACGGCAUGUCGCUAAAUAUUCAACAAUCCAGAGAUCGAGUAUUAGAGAUUGAACAGGGUUUAACGACGACGCACGAAGUAAAUGUGAACAUGCAAGUGUUGCUGGAGAAAUCGGUCAAGGAGCAAAAAGCGUCGGAUGUGAUCGCAACGCAAGUGAUUCGCAAUUUUUAUUCAGAUCUGACGCAAUUGGCUCAAGAAAACCAUCGAAUCAAAGGCCGCCUCAAUUCAAUCGAAAACCAGCAACGCAAACAGAAAGGCAGCGCACACGAUGUUGUAAGUCGGAUGCGUGAAUAUGCUGAAAUGCUCGAAGAAGCGCAAGGCACGAUUCGCACACUUCAGGAAUCCCAGUCGUUGAAAGUAUCCCAUCUGGACGAUACCUUCUCCUUUGAAAGUGAUUUUAGCUCACGACGCACAAGCACAACGUCCUCUUUUGUCACCGAAGAAGAAGAUGUCGAUACCCAUCCACAAAAAGAUUGGCAAGCCAUUUAUCAGAAAAACAGUAUAGUGAAACGCACAUCAUUAUCAGGAGCAAAUGGAGGAUUAUUACCGUCUGAAAGACGAUCGCCCAAUGCUCUGCCACAACAGGGCUUAAAAAUGCUGCUCGAUUCACAACGUAGACAAAGCCUUGGAUUAGACUCACUAUCCAGUAGAAAAAAGUAAUAAGAAACUUGAUAUAUUUAUUGUAUAAACACACAUUUGUAAUCUAUAUCGUCAGCACGAAUAAUCAUUCUGAUGUUGGAAGCAC
This is a messenger RNA of Radiomyces spectabilis, 1246 nucleotides long. RefSeq lists its product as uncharacterized. The record is from RefSeq and is a predicted model, not a curated record. The transcript is spliced from 7 exons. Bases 157 to 1161 code for a protein of 334 amino acids. NCBI's taxonomy places the organism in Eukaryota, Fungi, Mucoromycota, Mucoromycetes, Mucorales, Radiomycetaceae.